Molecule: messenger RNA, 1800 nt
Organism: Oreochromis niloticus (Nile tilapia)
Lineage: Eukaryota; Metazoa; Chordata; Actinopteri; Cichliformes; Cichlidae
Exons: 12
Coding region: 114-1250 (378 amino acids)
Biological process (GO): regulation of transcription by RNA polymerase II; DNA integration
Cellular component (GO): nucleus
Molecular function (GO): DNA-binding transcription factor activity; RNA polymerase II cis-regulatory region sequence-specific DNA binding
Source: RefSeq, a predicted model, not a curated record
CCGGAUGUUGAAGUGUCCGCGUUGUUAGCUUGAGACGUUUCUCAAACAACUUUAGCGUUAGCAACAUCAAAAUCGGUUUUUGUGGUUCUAAGUUGACCGAAAUUUGACCAUACAUGGGGAGAUAUAAGUGUGCCUACAACUGCGACACCUCGAGCGAUCCAGACGUAAAGUUUUUUAAGUUUCCCCUGUACAACCCCCGAAAACUUAAAAAAUGGGUACUGAACAUGAAGUGGAAGGACUGGACGCCGACUCGCUUUUCUGUUCUGUGCAUCAAUCACUUCGAGGAGCAGUACAUUGACAAAACGGGCAAAAGUGUGACACUUCGGGAAGAUGCGGUUCCCACCAUAUUUACACCGACUGACAACACACAGAAAAAGAAGGCUGCCAUUAACCCGAGACGUAAACGACACAAGCAACCUGGUGCUAAAAGCUCAGAGAAGAAUUUGGCUGCAUCUGCAACAUCAGCUCUCCCUGCAACAGAGGACCGCGUCCGGAGCAAAGAACCCAGCCAGACAGAACAAGAGACCUCUGGAGAUCCCAAAAAGUCAGACAAAUGGAGGAUUAUAAUUGAUGAAGCGCUGAUGAAGAUCGAUUCAUUUCCACACUUUUUUCAUGGCGAUUACUGUGUACCACAGAGUAUCCACUGGGCUCCAGAUAAUAAUUUCAGUCCUGAGGAUAAAGACAAUGAAAACAUUAUAGAGGUGAAGGAGCCAUGGGAGUGGCUUGCUCUGGAUGUCCGUGGACCGCUGCCCCAAACAGUAAAUGGACACAAAUACAUUUUGACGGUGACCGACUUCUACUCCAAAUGGGUGGAAGCUGUGCCGAUGACAGCGUGCCUCCCUUCAGAUGUGGCAAAGCACGUCGUGGACAUCAUUGCCCACUUUGGAUAUCCACUGAGAAUCCUCUCCAGACUGCCUCUUGACAUAGUCCACAAAAUCAACCGUGAACUGAAAGAUCAGCUGAAGGUUGCUGUUGCUCUUCUGGUCUAUCAUCAGCAGACGGGCACCGCAGAUAUGAUCACACCACAGCUGAUAGACAGGAUGGUGAACGAUCUAAUAGAGGAACAUGCAGCUGACUGGGAUGUUUACCUGCCUGCCAAAGUGUUCAGUCUGUGCUUCAAAGAGCAUUCGGACACCAAGGAGAGGCCUUUCUCAGUGCUCUGCUGUAAGGGACUAGAGCCUGUUCAGUUCCCCAGAGAACUGGAUUUUCCACUUUCCAAGAUCCGAGAGAGUGCCUUUGUGGUUAGAUAGAAGUUUAUCCGUUUUAUUUUCAGGUCACUUGAAUUAGAAACAAACUGGAGCCGCUUUAGCAGCAAACCAGGGAAGAAGAAUGUGUUCGGUCCUGGAGGUAUUAGUUCUGGUGGAAACCCUGAUGAGUGGACCGGGAUGUUCUAGUACUGAGCUCUGUGGAGAGGAUUUGCUGAUGAAACUGCACAUUUCAACAGCAUUUUCCACUUUGUCUGUGAUACACUGAGAUGCUCCACCUAUUUUUCAUUCGCAAGUAUUUUUGGAUGUAGUAUUUUAAUUCAGUCUUUUGCUGUAGCACUGCAGCAAAAUGUCUUGCUUAAAAUAUAUAGCAGCAUGUCUGCAGUGUUGAGACUGGAACAAUCUAAAUGUAGGGAUAGGAAGGCGAGCCAGUUUUCUGAGCCAUAGGAGACUGAUCAGUAUAGCAUUAUUAUUUUUAUGACUUCAAACAGUUCAGCCACCUCCACUGGUAAGAUUUAAGCUGCUGAUUGUUGAUGUUUUCUGUUUGUAAAAAGGUAAAAGAUGCCAAUAAACUUUAUUUAAAUAUCAUUUUUAA